AUGGAGUCACAGUAUCAGCAACAGCAGCAGCAGCAUGCCCCGGGUGGCCACUACUCGGGGCACAACCCCAUCCCCACCGUCAAGCAAUUCGUCGAAAAUUUAGAUCGGGACAAGAGAGUCCGCGACAAAAGAAUUGACGAGGAGGCUGCUCAGAAGCAGGGGCCGCCCACAACAGAGAGUAAAUUGCCAGAGAAACAGCUCAAGGGCACCGAGAAGCGAGUCACAGAUCCAACUACGGGCAGAGAAGUUGUCAUCGCCGAUGUCAGCAAGGACAUGAUCAACGAGGUCGAAAACCCCCAUAUCGUCAUCCCCAAUGCCAACCUGAACAAGGAAACGCCCAUCAAGACGGAUCCCUCGCAAUCGCUCCAGGACUACAAGCAUAAUCAGGAUGUCACUGCACCCCCAGACCCAGUUGCCCAAGGUACCACAACCGACGUGCCCAUCCACGGCGAAAAGACAAACGUCCUCUUUCACCCUACACCCUCGGUCACCUAUGAGCCCAUGUUCAAGGCCCUCGAGGCCCGCGCCAAUGUCCUCUGCGCAGGAAUACUCGUAGGAACCGUUGUUGUCGGCAAGAUCUUUGGUGGCGCACUCAAGGGUCUUGUUCCUCUUGCCAUGUGCUUAGCAUCAGCUGUCUAUCUUUGGAUGAAGGAAGUCAUCCGGAGUGGAAGAGAGGUGGAGUGGGACAGCGAGCAAGUCCGCGGCCAAAUGGCCUCGCUGAACUUGCUUCCAGAGUCAGUCGAAUGGAUGAAUACGUUUCUCAGUAUCGCCUGGGGUCUUAUUAACCCUGAAAUGUUUUCGGGUGUUGCCGACAUGCUGGAAGAUGUCAUGCAGGCUUCAGUUCCUGGAGUCAUUGAAAAUGUUCGUGUCGCUGAAAUUAACCAAGGCAGCAAUCCACUACGCAUCCUGAGCUUGCGAGCACUGCCAGACUCACACAUGGGCGACAUGAAAGCAUCUAUCCACGAAGAGAACAAAAGAAAGAAAGAUCCUCAAGAGGCAGCAGCAGACGAAGAGGGCGGUGAUUACUAUAACCUAGAGGUCUCCUUUGCAUAUCACGCCAGUCCCAGCGGCAAGCGAGUUUCUGAUAGGGCCCGCAACAUGCAUAUGCAGCUGGUAUUUUACUUGGGUAUCAAGGGCCUCUUUGGUGUUCCUCUGCCUAUAUUUGUCGAGUUGCAGGGCCUUGUUGGCACAGUGCGCUUACGCUUAAACAUGACACCCGAGCCCCCCUUCCUCAAAACCCUGACUUUCACGUUGAUGGGAACACCGCAAGUGACGGCAGGCUGCAUCCCCAUGAUAGAAAAGGGAGUCAACAUUCUGAACCUUCCGUUGAUUAGCAACUUCGUCAACUAUGCUAUCAAAGCGGCAGCAAGCAUGUAUGUUGCCCCCAAGUCUAUGUCUAUUGAUAUGCGUGCCAUUCUUCAAGGGGACUCGGUCCAGAAGGACACUGAAGCACUUGGUGUUCUGUGGAUUCGCAUUCAUCGUGCUGUCGGUCUGAGCAAGCAAGACCGACGCGGAUCAAAGCAUGGCGGCAGCGAUCCAUAUAUCACAAUUGCCUUCUCCAAGUAUGGAAAGCCGAUGUACUGCACCCGGGUCAUCACCGACGAUCUCAACCCCAUAUGGGAGGAAACGGCGGCCAUUCUUGUUGGCCCUGAACUGAUCAAGGCGAACGAAAACUUAAGUGUUGAGCUCUGGGAUUCCGACCGACACACUGCCGACGAUAUUGUUGGAAAAGUGGAGAUAUCCAUGCAGAAAAUGAUCCAACAUCCUGGUAAAAUGUACCCGCAAACCUCCAAGUUGGCCGGUAUGGAAUCUGGCAGCGACAUGCCGGGAGAGUUGCACUGGGAAAUUGGUUAUUUCAGCAAGCCUAAGUUUAGGAAAGAGUUACGGACUGAUGGUAAGAAUAAAGCUCUUCCCGAUGAGCUGAAGAACGACCCUGCGCUACAGGACGAUAAGGGCGUGAUCAACUCCGAAACUGAUGACGCUGUUAUGCACACUCCGCCUGAUCCGCUGUGGCCCAGUGGUAUUUGCAGCGUAGUCGUACAGCAGAUCGUCAACCUCGAACUAGAGAAUGUAAAGGGAAGUUCCAAUCCCAAAGGCCGUGAGUAUGAGCCUGCGAAGCCUUAUGGAGAGGGCAAGAAGGAGACUGGCGAAGACCUUCCUAGCAGCUACUGUACGAUUCUUUUCAAUGAUGAGCUGGUAUAUCGGACACGUACAAAAGCAGUCACAUCUCAGCCAAUCUUCAACGCGGGAACCGAACGGUUUGUGCGUGACUGGCGAUCAGCUAUCAUCACGGUCACUGUGAGAGACCAGCGGCACAGAGAACAUGAUCCUAUCCUUGGCGUAGUCCCAUUGAAGUUAUCAGAUAUCCUUGAGACAUCGUCCCAAGUCACACGGUGGUAUCCCCUUGAUGGAGGCAUCGGAUUUGGUCGCAUACGUAUCGCACUUCUAUUUCGCAGCAUUGAGACACGCCUGCCUCCUCAAAUGCUUGGCUGGGAUGUCGGUACUUUUGAGUUCCGAUCUCAACGUAUACUGGCUGUAGGCUAUACCCAUCCUCCGAAACUUCGCAUGCGAACUGGUGGCAGUACUGGCAAGAUCAACCGCACUGCUGCCCACAGGCUUGAGGAGGGCGAUGGAUAUUAUUGGGAUCUCGAAGAGGAGAAUAAGAAACACGCUGUUCGCCUGCCUGUCAAGCAUCGGUACAGGUCACCCGUUGUCUUUGAGUUCCACAUCGCCAAUCAUCGCAAGCCAGAUGCCUACGCAGUAAUCUGGCUUCAACAUUUCAUCGACAACGAGGAUGUCGAUAUUAACAUCCCAAUCUGGAAGACAUCAGCUCCCGCUAGGCUCACACAAAACUACAUCACCGAAGAAAACUGCAACAAAGAACCGGGCCUUGAGGAUCUUCAAGAGGUUGGGCGUCUGCAGUUUCGCGGUCGCUUCAAAGCAGGAAUGGACAAGUCUCACGCUGCUUUUGUGACGGAUAAUGACACCCGCGAAACAUAUGAGACCUGGGAAGCAUGUGUCACAGAAGGCGUGCGAAACCACAUUGUCGAAAAGGAGCUGCCAGACCGUGUGAGGGAACUACAUGAGCAAUCAUUGACGUCGGGUCGUGAUAUUCUCAAGAAUGCGAGCGAGGAGGAAAAGCGCAAGUGGCUCGCAAAGGAUGGGCAGGACUGGUCAGGCGCUUUCGGCGACAAUCCUAAGGCAUACAUGAAUACCAGACAGCAGAAGAGACGUGAGCCUGGCGUUGAGGAGCCACUACAUGAUCGUCACCAUCCAUCAGAUAACGAAGCAAAUGACGAUUCCGACGAUGACUAUGGUGAGGAAUCAUCUUCGUCGGACAUCGGUGUACAAGAUGCUGAUGCUGUUGGCAAUACAACGGGGUUCAACGGUGGCAAAGGCGGUAAACCAGAUGGAAGACUGAGGUCAACGAAGACAGAUUUGUCGCCAACAGAUGAUCAUCUACCCCGCCAGUCACAGUCAACAGCCCGAACGAGCAGUACUGUCGAGACGGACGACACAACAUCGAGUAAUGAUCACAACAAACAAAACAAACGGGCAGAAGAGCGAAAGCAUCGGGGACUGAUGCAAUGGAAGCCAGCACGUAAUGCAAAGUUUGCAAAGGACGAAGCUAAAAUUGGACUGGCCAAACUCAAAAAGAAGGUCACUGGGGGCCUGGACGGAAGACAACCCGGUGUUGAGACUGAAACUGGGUAG
Molecule: messenger RNA, 3714 nt
Organism: Bipolaris victoriae FI3
Lineage: Eukaryota; Fungi; Ascomycota; Dothideomycetes; Pleosporales; Pleosporaceae
Exons: 6
Coding region: 1-3714 (1237 amino acids)
Molecular function (GO): lipid binding
Source: RefSeq, a predicted model, not a curated record